AUGCUCGGCGGGGGAGUAGUCACGUUGAGCAGCGCCGGCGCUGGCUACAGCAGCGAGAUCACCUUCACGGUGGUGAUGAGCUGCCUGAUGGCGGCCUCCGGCGGGCUCAUCUUCGGCUACGACAUCAGCAUCACAGGUGGGUUGACGCAGAUGGAGUCGUUCCUGAAGGCUUUCUUCCCCGACAUCUUGGAGAAGAUGAACAACGCGACGCAGGACGAGUACUGCAUCUUCGACAGCCAGCUGCUCACCACAUUUGUCUCGUCGCUGUACCUCGCCGGCAUGUUCGCCUGCCUGGUCGCCGGCCACAUCACCAAGAAGAUUGGGCGGAGGAACUCGAUGCUCAUCGGGGCCUCGCUCUUCUUCGUCGGCUCCGUGCUCAACUGCACCGCCGUCAACGUGGCUAUGCUCGUCAUCGGCCGCGUCCUCCUGGGCUUCGCCGUGGGGUUCACGAACCAGUCCGCGCCGGUGUACCUGGCGGAGAUCGCGCCGGCGCGGUGGCGCGGAGCGUUCACCAGCAUCUUCCACUUCUUCCUGAACGUGGGCAUGUUCGUGGCCGACCUGGUGAACUACCGCGCCAACACCAUCGCCGUGUGGGGCUGGCGGCUGUCCCUCGGCUUGGGCAUCGUCCCGGCCACCGUCAUCCUGGUGGGCGGGACGUUCAUCCCGGACUCGCCCAACAGCCUGGUGCUGCGCGGGAAGGCGGACGCGGCCCGCGCGUCGCUGCAGCGCAUCCGCGGGAGGUCCGCCGACGUGGACGUGGAGCUCAAGGACAUCAUGCAGGCCGCGGAGGUGGACCGGCUGUACGAGUCCGGCGCGUUCCGGCGCAUCGUCCGGCGGGAGUACCGCCCGCACCUGGUGAUGGCCAUCGCCAUCCCGGUGUUCUUCGAGCUGACGGGCAUGAUCGUGGUGACGCUCUUCACGCCGCUGCUCUUCUACACCAUCGGGUUCACGAGCCAGAAGGCGAUCCUGGGGUCCAUCAUCACCGACGUGGUGAGCCUGGUGUCCAUCGCCGUCGCCGCGGUGGCCGUGGACCGCGUCGGGCGGCGGUCGCUGUUCAUGGUGGGCGGGGCCAUCCUACUGGCGUGCCUGGUGGCCAUGGCGUGGAUCUUCGGCGCCCAGCUGGGCACCGACGGCGAGAAGGCGAUGCCGCGGCCGUACGCCGUGGCGGUGGUGGCGCUGGUGUGCCUGUUCACGGCCGGCUUCGGCGUGUCGUGGGGCCCGCUCAAGUGGAUCAUCCCCAGCGAGAUCUACCCGCUGGAGGUGAGGUCGGCGGGGCAGGGGAUGAGCGAGGCCAUCUCGCUGGCGCUCACCUUCGUGCAGACGCAGUCCUUCCUCAACAUGCUCUGCAGCUUCAAGUACGGCGCCUUCGCGUACAACGCGGGCUGGGUGGUGGUCAUGACCGCGUUCAUCUUCUUCUUCCUGCCGGAGACCAAGGGCGUGCCCAUCGAGUCACUCCGCGAGGUGUGGGCGCGCCACUGGUACUGGAAGCGCUUCGUCAAGCCGCUGCCGCCGCCGCCGCCGCCGCCGCCCAAAGUGGUGGAUGGGCCGGUCCGUGCCUAA
Messenger RNA from Miscanthus lutarioriparius, 1560 nucleotides. NCBI's taxonomy places the organism in Eukaryota, Viridiplantae, Streptophyta, Magnoliopsida, Poales, Poaceae. The record is from the annotation of a GenBank genome assembly.